Molecule: messenger RNA, 351 nt
Organism: Phycodurus eques (leafy seadragon)
Lineage: Eukaryota; Metazoa; Chordata; Actinopteri; Syngnathiformes; Syngnathidae
Gene: atp5mj
Product: ATP synthase membrane subunit j
Exons: 4
Coding region: 93-251 (52 amino acids)
Cellular component (GO): mitochondrion
Source: RefSeq, a predicted model, not a curated record
UUUGAGUAGAAGAAGCUUUACCACCACGACUUUGACGUCGGGCGACUGGUGUUCUCUCUUGACCUUCCUUCUGCUACGUGACAAACAGAAAGAUGGCUGGGCGCAUGUUUGCAAAUUGGUGGGCCAAGAUGAGCCCAUACUACACCAAGGCGUAUCAAGAGAUGUGGGUGGGUGUUGGCAUCAUGACGUACCUCUACUACAAAAUCUCCUAUGGAGGCAAGAAAGCAGUGAAGGACAAGUCAGCUCAUUAGUUUUGAUAUCUUGCUGACCAAUCCCUCCUGCUGUAAAAUUGCCCCCAUUUACAUUGAACAGCUUGUUAAUAUGGAACUAAUAAAAUUGUCGGUGAACCAA